Miscanthus lutarioriparius is the source of this 447-nucleotide messenger RNA. The record is from the annotation of a GenBank genome assembly. Lineage: Eukaryota; Viridiplantae; Streptophyta; Magnoliopsida; Poales; Poaceae.
AUGAAGCAGGCGCCCUCAUCCACCGCUAGGGGCACCAAGAAGCCCGUGAAGAAGCGCGAGCUGCAAGAGAUUACCGGCGGCGGGGAUACCUCAUGGGAGAGCGACUACAAUUGUUUGAACGAAGAUUUGCUGUGUCUGAAUUGGUUGGAUGGUGACGAGAAAUGCAUGCAGACAAGCUCCUCGGAGACGAGCUCUGACUCGUCAACCUACAACGAUGUAAUGUCUCUAAAUUAUCUGAUUGACGGUGGACGAGGGCGCCAAUACUUCACGGCCAAGAAAGAGGCUGCCGACUUCUUCUUCAUGGCCGAGGAAGAGGGCUUCUUCUUCGCGGCCGAGGAGGACGGUUUCGUGGUGGCUAACUUUCCUGGCUUUGUCAUCUCGGACGGCGGUGUUGGAGGCAGAGGACGAGGAGGGGAGAUGAAUGAGGAGACAACGGAGUUGGAUUAG